UGUAUAUCCCUCUUGUUACAGAUCCUACGAGCUGACGAGAAAAGAUAAGUUGUUUAAGAACAUAGAAAAAAUGCAAUAUUUUCGCGGGUUGAAACAUUUUGAUUUCAUCCCCACUACUUUUCUGAUGCCGGUUGAGUAUAAGGAGCUGUGUUCGACCCACUACAGGACCAAAGGGCCUUGGAUAGUGAAGCCCGCUGCCUCCAGUAGGGGCAGGGGCAUCUAUAUUGUUAAUACGCCAGAACAAAUACCAAAAGGCGAGAAUGUGGUGGUAGCAAAAUAUAUAGACAAACCUCUCCUCAUCGGUGGUCACAAAUGCGACCUGAGGCUGUACGUGUGCGUGACCUCAAUGGACCCUCUGCUGAUCUAUCUGUACGAGGAGGGCCUCGUCAGGUUCGCUACAGUGAAGUACGACCACACCAACAAGAACCUGUGGAACCCUUGCAUGCAUCUGUGCAACUACAGCAUAAAUAAAUACCACACCGAUUAUAUCAAAUGCGACGACCCAAACGCGGGCAACAUAGGCCACAAGUGGACUCUGUCAGCUCUCCUGCGCCACCUCCGCAAGCAGGGCCGCAACACCACCGCGCUGAUGGCGUCCAUCGAGGACCUGGUGGUGAAGUCCAUCCUGUCGUCCGCGCAGACCAUCACCGCCGCGGCGAGGGUGUUCGUGCCCAACUUGUUUAAUUGUUUUGAGUUAUUCGGAUACGAUAUAUUAGUUGACGACAUGUUAAAGCCCUGGCUGUUGGAAAUCAAUUUGUCGCCGAGCCUGGCGUGCGAGAGUCCGCUGGACGCGCGAGUGAAGUCCGCCUUGCUGGCCGACACGCUGACGCUGGUGGGGCUGCCCGCCGUGCCCAUGGCCAAGGCGGAGCUGUCCGAGAGGACCACCAGCCUCAAGAUGAGGAUCGGCGCCUGUCGUCGCGUACACUCGGCAGAAAACGUAUGCGUCCGCGGCAAGAGUAACAGCGUGAACGGCCAGGCGAACGGACAGGGGCAGGGUCCCCUGGCGGGGGUGCUCACUGGAGAGGAGCUGCGCCUGGUGAGGUCUGUCAGGGCGCAGUACGCGAGGAGGGGCGGCUUCGUCAGGAUAUUCCCCAGUCAGAACUCUUGGCAGAAGUAUUCGCAGUAUCUUGAUCCAGUGACCGGCAUCCCGGUGUGCUCGACGUCGCUGAACAACAACAUUCCCUACCAGGUGGUGCAGCACAACUAUAACCUGCUGGUGCACUCGCACGUGCUGCCACACUUCCAGCACGCCACCGUCGCCACCAGCCUCACCGACACGCCGCAGAGGCUGAAGCGGUACGAGGCGGUGAGCAUCACGUCCACGGCGCCCGCCAUCAGCCUCGGCGAGCCCGCGCCGCCGCGCCACCACGACACGCGCCGCGCCAAGGAGCUGGUCAAGCGCCAGCUGCACGACGGCAUGAAGCUCACUCGCGGCGAGGGUCGUCGCGCGUUCGGCCUGUACCUGACGCACGUGCUGAAGCGCCUGUCGAGCGGGGCGGAGGCGGCGGCGCGCCACGCCGGCCUCGUGCUGCGCUUCCUGCAGCGAGCCUCCGCCGCGCUGCGCGUGCCCUACAACCUCAAGGGUCCGCCCGCGAAGAUGUGCGACAAGGACCGCUGCGCCGUGAUCGCGAAGCAGCUGAACGACUUCCUGUACAUGUACUACCGCGAGACCGACCUCUACACCGACAGCGAGGACAAGGACGGAUGCGUCUCCAACAUACACUUCGCGCAGUUCCUCUACUCCGCCAGUGAGGCGGACCUUGAAGAGGUUUUGUUACUAGUGCUGAAGCUAGAUAACUACACGGCGUCGUUCCUGGGUGACUCGCGCAACCAGCUGUGCGUGGACCUCCCGCCCGCCAGGCUGUGUCCCGAGCCGGCCGCCAGGCAUACGCUGCUCAAACACCUGGCCGCGCUGGCGCCACUCAACACCAGGCGAUAUAGGCCCUCACCCGACUCACAAAGUCGGUCGGAGCCCGAGGAGGCGCCGCCGGCCACGUCGGACGCGGAGCGCUCGCCCCCGCCGCCCAUGUUCACCAGCUCCGACGUGGUGCUGAAGGAGUCCAUGAAAGAGGAGAAGCCUCUCACCCAGGCGCUCAAGUUCGCCAGGUCAUAGCGACCGCCAGGUACCAACGUGUGAGCCCAGGGUUUGAUAACGCGUUUUGUCUCAAUUUUGUGGGGUGAAGUAGCUUAUGUUAAGUUGGUGAUGAAAACUAUUAUUGUCAGCUACAUAUUUCUGUUUUAUAUAAAUUAGGUAUUAGGUAGAAAAUGCGAUUAACCACAUUUAUUUCUCAAUUUUUUUUAUAACUAAAUUAAAUUCAUAAAAAAUCUAUUUUCAUCGUGUAACUUAACAUAUCCUGCAAGUAACAUGAAUAAAUAUUAAGUUCCUGUUA
Molecule: messenger RNA, 2390 nt
Organism: Manduca sexta (tobacco hornworm)
Lineage: Eukaryota; Metazoa; Arthropoda; Insecta; Lepidoptera; Sphingidae
Product: tubulin polyglutamylase TTLL5-like
Exons: 12
Coding region: 71-2113 (680 amino acids)
Biological process (GO): microtubule cytoskeleton organization; protein polyglutamylation
Cellular component (GO): cilium
Molecular function (GO): tubulin-glutamic acid ligase activity; tubulin binding
Source: RefSeq, a predicted model, not a curated record